GAGGUCUGCAAGCUGUAAAUUCCUGGAUUCAGAAAUAAUAAGCAUUUAUGUUACUUAGAGGCUUACAAAGUGUUUUAGAAAAAUCAUUUGGUAUUCACAAUAAUCUAGGGAGAUAGAUGCUAUGAUGAUCCUUUCUUCACAAAUGAGGAAACAGAGGCAGAUGGAAGUUAAGGGACUUGCCCAGAGUCACACCAUUAGUAGGUUCCUGAAGUAGGAUUUGGAUUGAGAACUCCCUGACUCCAAGCCCCAUUAAUUGACCCAGUCCGGGAUGGAGUAGAAAAGAGUUUAGGGAAAUUUUAUAGGAAGACACGUCAGUGUCUUAACUCAGCUCUACUGGCUCACUUGUGCUGGUCUUUCAUACUGACUCCCUAUUUCUUAAAUUAAGCUCCAUAGUUCCUUGUUUUUGCUCCUCUUCCUCUAGGAAUGAAUGUGCAGGUACAUGAACCCACAAACCUCUUCCUGUUCAUUGUCUCUUGUGAAGUCCAGAAUGUUCUACUCUAUUCUUUUUUUUUUUUUUUUAUAUCAACCUUGCUGAAGUCAAGUUCCAGUAUUGUCCAUGACCCUCUGUAUACCCACGUCUCAUUCUGAACCCUUCAAUCGCUUUUUAACUUCAUGGACCAUGAAGGAACACAGUAAAAUCGAAUAAGAGGGACUGUUCCUGUGCUUAGAAUUCUCCCUCCUUCCACAAGCCAUCCCCCUCUGCCUGCAAAGCAUUGCUUUUCCACGUCUCCCUGGCAGAAUUUUUCUUUACCUUCAAGGCUCAGACUGUCACAUCCCCAGUGAAGCUUUUCCUAUUCUCUCCAUUAGACAUGGUCCCUCUGUCUCUGUGCGUCUCCUCUAACUGUCUCUUUCUGGCUCUGUCCCUCUCUGGCUCUGCUUCUUCAGACUUAUUUAAUUAGGUUAUUCGUUCACUCUGAACGCCCUGUUGGGAGCAAAAGGAAGGGCUGCUAACCACCUGACUGCUGGUCUCCCCUUAUUACUUUACACGACUAGUCCUUUAAGGGAUGGAGGAAGGGUCGGAAUUCUGAUGGGCAGGCAGAGAGAGGAGGAGGGAAGCGCGCACAUUCAGGAACCCGGGCAGUACCUUCUUAGCCGGCCAAGUAAAAUAAUCUGGGUGAUCAGGUAUCCGAGGCUGCCAAUUAGCGGAUGAGGCUGCAGAUCCUUUGGAUCCCUGCUCCGAAGAAGGUGGAUAAAUAGCUGCUGAAAAGAGUGCUUACGACUUCAGAGCAAAAUGAGGAUCUUGCUGUUGCUUUCAGUCCUUGGGAUAUGCCGGGCACAGUACAAUCCUAAUACCCAACCUGGUCGAACAUCUAUAGUGCACUUAUUUGAAUGGCGCUGGGAUGACAUUGCUCUCGAAUGUGAGCGUUACUUAGCUCCCAAUGGCUUUGGGGGUGUUCAGAUCUCGCCUCCAAAUGAGAAUGUAGUGAUCCAUAACCCUUCAAGACCUUGGUGGGAAAGAUACCAGCCAAUUAGCUACAAGAUAUGCACACGGUCUGGAAAUGAAGAAGAAUUCAGAAACAUGGUGAAAAGAUGCAAUGAUGUUGGAGUACACAUUUACGUGGAUGCUGUAGUGAACCACAUGUGUGGGAAUGGCGUGAGUGCUGGAACAGACAGCACCUGUGGAAGUUACUUCAAUCCUGGAAACAGAGAAUUUCCUGCUGUUCCAUUCUCAGGCUGGGAUUUUAAUGAUGGUAAAUGUAAGACCGGCAGUGGGGAAAUUGAAAACUAUGGUGAUAUGUAUCAGGUUAGAGACUGCCGUUUGGUUGGUCUUCUUGAUCUCGCCCUGGAGAAGGAUUAUGUGCGUUCCAAGGUUGCUGAGUAUAUGAACCACCUGAUUGACAUUGGUGUGGCAGGGUUCAGAAUUGAUGCUUCCAAACAUAUGUGGCCUGGAGACAUGAAGGCAUUUCUGGAUCAACUACAUGAUUUAAACAGAACCUGGUUCCCUGAAGGGGCCAAAGCAUUCAUUUAUCAGGAGGUAAUUGAUCUGGGUGGUGAAGCAAUUAAGAGCAGUGACUAUUUUGGAAAUGGUCGGGUUACAGAAUUCAAAUAUGGCGCAAAACUGGGCACAGUUCUACGCAGAUGGGAUGGAGAGAAGAUGGCUUAUUUAAAGAAUUGGGGAGAAGGUUGGGGCUUCAUGCCUUCUGACAGAGCACUCGUCUUUGUGGAUAAUCAUGACAACCAGAGGGGCCAUGGAGCUGGAGGAGCAGCCAUUCUCACUUUCUGGGAUUCCAGACUGUACAAAAUGGGAGUUGGAUUUAUGCUUGCUCAUCCUUAUGGAUUUACACGAGUGAUGUCAAGCUUCAGGUGGCCAAGAUACUUUCAGAAUGGAAAGGAUAUUAAUGAUUGGGUUGGACCACCCAAUGAUAAUGGAAUAAUUAAACGAGUCACUAUCAAUCCAGAUACCACCUGUGGCAACGAUUGGGUUUGUGAACAUCGAUGGCGUCAAAUAAGGAAUAUGGUUAUUUUCCGUAAUGUGGUUGAUGGCCAACCUUUUACAAAUUGGUGGGAUAAUGGAAGUAACCAGGUGGCUUUUGGCAGGGGUAACAGAGGAUUCAUCGUCUUUAACAAUGAUGACUAUGAAUUGUCAUUCACUCUGCAGACUGGUCUUCCUGCUGGAACCUAUUGUGAUGUCAUUUCUGGAGAUAAAAUUGAUAACAAUUGUACAGGAAUUAAAAUAACAGUUUCUGACAAUGGUAAUGCUCACUUCAAAAUUAGUAACACAGCUGAAGAUCCAUUCAUUGCCAUCCAUGUGGAUGCUAAAUUAUAAAGCAAACUAUGUGCAUAGCAUUCCCAGACAUAAUAAGCAAAAGCAAAUGGCCUAAUGGUCCAUUCCCUCUUCUUCAAUAUGCAUUUGUACCCCAAAUCAAAAAAUUAUUGGCUAUAUGAUGUAAAAAGAUUUUGUCAAAAGAAAUCCAACAUCUUGACAUUUAAAGCCUAUUUUUGUGUAAUAAUUACUAUGUAAUGAUUAUAGCCUCUAUUAAAAGUUACAUGGA
Messenger RNA from Gracilinanus agilis (Agile Gracile Mouse Opossum), 2993 nucleotides. RefSeq names its product pancreatic alpha-amylase. The record is from RefSeq and is a predicted model, not a curated record. Lineage: Eukaryota; Metazoa; Chordata; Mammalia; Didelphimorphia; Didelphidae. Gene Ontology annotation, molecular function: alpha-amylase activity; cation binding. Bases 1232 to 2767 code for a protein of 511 amino acids. Gene Ontology annotation, biological process: carbohydrate metabolic process. The transcript is spliced from 11 exons.